This is a messenger RNA of Cercocebus atys (sooty mangabey), 1531 nucleotides long. RefSeq names its product maltase-glucoamylase, intestinal-like. Gene Ontology annotation, biological process: carbohydrate metabolic process. Gene Ontology annotation, molecular function: carbohydrate binding; alpha-1,4-glucosidase activity. The transcript has 8 exons. The record is from RefSeq and is a predicted model, not a curated record. Lineage: Eukaryota; Metazoa; Chordata; Mammalia; Primates; Cercopithecidae. The coding region runs from base 490 to 1425 and encodes 311 amino acids.
AUCCUGACCUCAUGAUCCGCCCCCCUUGGCCUCCCAAAGAGCUGGUAUUUCAUGCGUGAGCCACUGCUCCUGGCCCCAAAAUCUUACUGUACCCACAAAAUUUUCUUCUGCCCAAACACAACCUCAGUUGUUUGUCUCUUUAAGAGGAAAUGGGGUAAGUCUAUGUUUAUAAGCAACAGUGAUUUAUUUUUUCCCGAAUUCCUGGAUACCAAAGUGCUUUAUGAAGCCACUUGUUUUGGGUAGACAAAUCUCCCGUUUAAAAAAGAAAACGGGAAGAAGGUUACUCCAGUCGCUAACCUCUCCAGACGUGAGGCAGAUGGGUCCAAAGCCAUCAGAAUUAUUUCACCUCUUUCCUAACCAGUUUGGUUUCUCUGUCCUGGAAAAUGGUGCCCACUGCCUCACCUUGUUUGUGUUUCAUUUUAGAAUGCCAGAAAUGUCACUGCAUAUUUCCCUAAAGCCCGCUGGUACGAUUACUACACGGGUGUGGAUAUGAAUGCAAGAGGAGAGUGGAAGACCUUGCCAGCCCCUCUUGACCACAUUAAUCUUCAUGUCCGUGGGGGCUACAUCCUGCCCUGGCAAGAGCCUGCACUGAACACCCACUUAAGUCGAAAGAACCCUCUUGGUCUUAUCAUUGCCCUAGAUGAGAACAAAGAAGCAAAAGGAGAACUUUUCUGGGAUGAUGGGCAAACAAAGGAUACUGUGGCCAAUAAAGUAUAUCUUUUAUGUGAGUUUUCUGUCACUCAAAACCGCUUGGAGGUGAAUAUUUCACAAUCAACCUACAAGGACCCCAAUAAUUUAGCCUUUAAUGAGAUUAAAAUUCUUGGAACAGAAGAACCUAGCAAUGUUACAGUGAAACACAAUGAUGUCCCAACUCAGACUUCUCCUACAGUCACUUACGAUUCUAACCUGAAGGUUGCCAUUAUCACAGACAUCAGUCUUCUCCUGGGAGAAGCAUACACAGUGGAGUGGAGCAUAAAGAUAAGGGAUGAUGAAAAAAUAGACUGUUACCCUGAUGAGAAUGGCGCUUCUGCAGAAAACUGCACUGCCCGUGGCUGUAUCUGGGAGACAUCCAAUUCUUCUGGAGUCCCUGUUUGCUAUUUUGUCAACGAUCUAUACUCUGUCAGUAAUGUUCAAUAUAAUUCACAUGGGGCCACAGCUGACAUCUCCUUAAAGUCUUCCGUGUAUGCCAAUGCCUUCCCCUCCACACCCGUGAACCCCCUUCGCCUGGAUGUCACUUACCAUAAGAAUGAAAUGCUGCAGUUCAAGAUUUAUGAUCCCAACAACAAUCGGUAUGAAGUUCCAGUUCCUCUGAAUGUACCCAGGGUGCCAUCCAACACCCCUGAGGGUCAACUCUAUGAUGUCCUCAUUAAGAAGAAUCCAUUUGGGAUUGAAAUUCGCCGCAGGAGUACAGGCACUAUAAUGUGAGUGGCUUCUAGUGUGACUCAGAGUUGAUGUCUACCUGUGCCUUCGCUGCCAGGUCCAUUGUCCUUGGAUGUAUCCUGGUUCCAAACAUCACAUUGUCCGCUUCCAG